GGAGAAUUCCGGACAACUAUUUACUAUAUAUAUAAAGCGACACAACAAUUGACAAAUCAGUUGUCAUUCAUUGAAACAGUGAAAAGCCAUACAAUUCCUGAUACACGAUGAAAGUGGUAGUGAUAUUAGCGCUGACUCUGGCUGUCGUCUCGGCUAAAACACCGAUGAUCAAACUGAACACCGGGUACGAGAUGCCAGAGAUAGGUCUGGGCACGUGGCAGGCAAAGGGAGAUCCCGUGAAACAGGCCGUGAAGGACGCUCUGGAGGUUGGCUACCGACACAUCGACACGGCUUACAUCUACGAGAACGAGAAAGAGGUCGGAGAGGGUAUUCACGCCCAGAUCGGCGCCGGUGUACUCAAACGCGAGGACCUGUUCAUCACCACAAAAGUGUGGCCAAACGGCAGCAAUCAGAAGAAGGCUCUGGAGAUGAUUCACCACUCGCUGAAACAGUUGAACGUCACUUACUUGGACUUAGUUCUCAUACAUUUCCCGCGAGACGAUUACGCGGACACUUAUAAGGGAAUGGAGGACGCCUUCCACCAGAAGUUGGUCCGCUCUAUCGGUAUAUCAAACUUCAAUAGAGGACACAUCGAUCACCUGCUGAAGACGGCCAAAGUGAAGCCCGCCGUCAAUCAGAUCCGCAUUCAUCCCACGCAUAACGACGCCGACACUGUUAAGUACUGCCAGGAGUUGGGUAUCGCUGUCACCGGGUAUUCACCGCUCGGCACCGGAAAGAUGAUUAAGAAUCCCACUCUUGUGGCCAUCGGUAAGAAGCAUAACAAGUCCGCGGCUCAGGUGGCCCUCCGCUGGCAGAUUGAGAACCAUUGGAUCACAAUUCCGAAGAGUGUCAACAAGAAGUAUAUCAAAGAAGACUUCGAGAUCUUUGACUUCACUCUUACCAAAGAGGAGAUCAAAACCAUUCACGAUAUGAAGGCAUAAGAGAUCAAUUUUAAACAUUGUUAAAACUAAUUUAAAACUAAAUAAUAAUUAAUAAUAAAUUAUUACAAUA
This is a messenger RNA of Medioppia subpectinata, 1011 nucleotides long. Lineage: Eukaryota; Metazoa; Arthropoda; Arachnida; Sarcoptiformes; Oppiidae. The record is from the annotation of a GenBank genome assembly.